Fusarium graminearum PH-1 is the source of this 1224-nucleotide messenger RNA. RefSeq lists its product as uncharacterized. The record is from RefSeq and is a predicted model, not a curated record. Lineage: Eukaryota; Fungi; Ascomycota; Sordariomycetes; Hypocreales; Nectriaceae. The transcript is spliced from 2 exons. The coding region runs from base 1 to 1224 and encodes 407 amino acids.
AUGACCUGGGAGGAUGUCGUUUCCAAAUUCCACCGAUCGCACAGCCCAACGAUCCAGGACAUUGCACCUUCGCUCGCCGCGGCUGGUCGGCCAUUGAGCCCCGCUGCCAUUACCAAUGUCCAGGCCUUGUUCACACACGACACGCAGGAGAUGGACAUUGACUCCGGCACUCCUGGUUCCAAUCAGCCCGGUCGACCUCCACUAAGCGACGCUCGAAUCCGAACCCCUCUACCUUCGGGCCCUCGUCUCGAAAAGUCAUUGUCGUUGCCCGGCAUUGAGAGUUUCAAGAAUGAUCUCCAAACCAACGUAGGACGUAUGCUUUCCACACCCAGCCGAGACCGAUACAUUUCUGUGCAGGUUAUAUUUCUGUUCUGGCAAGACGAUGAAGAUGUUCCCACGAUCCAGUCCGCUGUUCGGGAACUUGCGGAGGUAUUCGAUAAAUAUUAUCGCUAUAACUUCCAGGUUCAAGCUAUCCCAUCAUCUUCUGAAGGAUGCAAAAGCUCAUGGCGGUGGCUCUCACGACAAUUAAACGAGUUUGUUGAGGAUCGUGACGAGCGUGACGUAUUGAAAAUAGUUUAUUAUGCGGGACACACUUACCUCGAUAGCAACCGGGAGAUGGUUUUGGCUAGCUCCCGAGAUUCAGAGCAGGCUUCGCCAAUCCGAUGGGGUGGUAUCCAACAAACACUGGAAGAAGCAUGUGCAGAUACACUGAUUAUCAUGGAUGCGGCGUAUUACCCAUCAACUAGGAUGAUUCGCCAACAAGGUGUCUUGGAGCUUCUUGCGGCAUCAGUAUCGGAAGAGCAUUUCUACGAUAUCGAUCGGUGCGCAUUUACACGCGCAUUAGCUGAACAAUUACGAAUCAGAGCGGCACGCUUGAGUCCUCUGUCGGCUGCGGAGUUGCAUGCGAAUCUUUUCUCCCACUACUCCAAGAUGGUACAGGAUAAACACCCGGAGAAGGAAGUUCUAACCAGUUUCCCGUCGCCGCUGCACAUGAUGAUGUCUGGCAACUCGAGGCUCCCUUCCAUCUUUCUCUCGCCCGUAUACGAAAAUAGUCCCAUGCGGACUAGUUUCUCGUCAUACGAGAACAGCCCGCAGCUGCAUCUAUCAAUUCGACUCGAUGAUGACAAUGUGGACAUCGAAAGUUGGAAUGAGUGGUUGCGUCUGAUGCCUGAGGGUAUUAAGGAUAUCAAGGUCGAGGGUCCGUUCCGAGCUACCUUUAGAUAA